Messenger RNA from Dacryopinax primogenitus, 1207 nucleotides. Its product is annotated as methionine aminopeptidase. The transcript is spliced from 10 exons. Gene Ontology annotation, biological process: proteolysis. The coding region runs from base 8 to 1132 and encodes 374 amino acids. Lineage: Eukaryota; Fungi; Basidiomycota; Dacrymycetes; Dacrymycetales; Dacrymycetaceae. Gene Ontology annotation, molecular function: metalloaminopeptidase activity. The record is from RefSeq and is a predicted model, not a curated record.
CUUGAAAAUGCGUACAACAGAGGCAGCAGCAGCAGAGGUUCCAUGCACAGGUGUAGACUGUCCCAACAAGGCCGGCAAGCUGGAAUGCCCGACAUGUAUCAAGCUUGGGAUCAAAGGUUCGGUCUUUUGCAGUCAGGAAUGCUUCAAGAACAGUUGGAAAACGCACAAGCAACUGCAUACUGUUGCUACUUCCAGCGCAAAUCCUUCAGCGGACGGACCUUGGCCAUUCUUCAAGUACACCGGUUCAGUCAGAGCAGUUUAUCCUCUUAGUCCGAGGCGACCGGUGCCGGACAGUAUUCCAAAGCCAGAUUACUGGAAGGAUGGCAUACCCAAAUCCGAGAGAACGGGUGACGUACAACGGAAUCCUCGAAUACUGAACGAGGCUGAGAUCGAGAUUAUGCGCACAUCCUGCCGUCUUGGCCGUGAGGUGCUCGAAAUCGCUGCCGCUGCCAUUGCUCCGGGGGUAACCACCGAUGAGCUCGACAGAAUUGUUCAUGAGGAGACGAUCAAAAGGGGCGCGUAUCCGAGUCCGCUCAACUACCGUGAUUUUCCCAAAUCGGUCUGCACAUCCGUGAACGAAGUUAUCUGCCAUGGUAUACCCGAUCAGCGCAAAUUACAAGAGGGAGACAUUGUCAAUUUGGACAUAUCAUUGUACUACAAGGGCUUCCAUUCUGAUUUGAAUGAGACAUAUGCGGUGGGGAAGAUCGAUGAUGAAUCGCAAAAAUUGAUUGAUACGACCCGCACAUGUCUUGAUGAGGCGAUCGCGAUGUGCAAACCUGGUGCAUUGUUUAGGGAUAUUGGGAAGUUAAUUGAACCAAUAGCGAAGGCGAAUGGCUGCAGCGUGGUUCGUUCAUACACUGCACAUGGCGUCAACCAAAACUUCCACUGUGCACCCACGUUCCCCCACUACGCAAAGAAUAAAGCGUGGGGUGCCAUGAAACCUGGCAUGACAUUUACGAUCGAACCAAUGAUUAAUCUUGGUACCUGGCACGACACACACUGGCCAGAUAAUUGGACUGCAGUUACGCAGGAUGGUAAAAGAAGUGCACAGUUCGAAGAGACGCUGUUGAUUACAGAACACGGUUGCGAGGUUCUAACAGCGAGGAAGGAUCGCAGACGAUUCUACCCGUAGCGGACCAAUGGUGUCAGAAGGGUUGAACGGUAUGGAUGGAGCACAGGAUGUACCUUCGUGUAAUGUACAUUGACU